AUGGAUCCUCCACCACCCGGCUCGUCCCAUGGACAGCAGCAGCAGCCAUCCGCUUCACAACAACGUCCGGCACAGCAGCCUGUUUAUGAUACAAGUCAAGGAGGCCAUUAUGGUUUCGCGCCCGUCCCAGAAUUCUACACAGGAGCAUGGGCAAAUGUCAACCCAGGGGUCUGCAUGGGCAAAUACAAGGACAUUCUCACAACCUAUUGGCAACAAAUCAUCAAUCAUCUCGAAGGCGAUACUCAUGAUUACAAGCUUCAUCAGCUUCCCCUCGCACGUAUCAAGAAGGUCAUGAAGGCGGAUCCUGAAGUGAAGAUGAUUUCCGCCGAAGCCCCAAUCCUAUUCGCCAAGGGAUGCGAUAUCUUCAUCACGGAACUCACCAUGAGAGCAUGGAUCCACGCCGAAGAAAACAAGCGCAGAACCUUGCAACGAUCUGAUAUUGCUUCUGCAUUGGCCAAAUCGGACAUGUUUGAUUUCCUAAUUGAUAUUGUUCCUCGUGAAGAAGCCGCAGCUCAUGCAAAGAGACCUUCUGCCUCGGGGCAAUCUGCACCACAAAUUCCCGGCGCUGCUCCUGGUUCAGCACAGCUCCCCCCACAACAAUCCAAUAUCCCUCAACAGCCUGGUCACCCCUCCCAUGCACAAUCUUUACCUCAAGAUUAUUCCCUUGGUGGCCAUGGUAUUGCUGCUGAACAGGAUCCAUACCGUCACCAACCCAACAUGUAUCAACCACAAGUUCCUCCCAACCAAGCAGCCCAAUAUGGUGCGCAACAGCCGUUGUAUGGUGAGAUGGGUGAGAUGUACGGAUAUCCAACCAUGCCACCACCUCAACAGCAAAUGUAUCAAGUUCCGCACCAACCUCGACAAGACCCAUCAGUCGGCACCGAACCUACACACCACUACGCACGCCAGGAAGGUGGUGAAGGUGAUGCUGAUGCCGAAGGCGAGCGCGAUUACGAGGUCGGAUAA
Molecule: messenger RNA, 966 nt
Organism: Sclerotinia sclerotiorum 1980 UF-70
Lineage: Eukaryota; Fungi; Ascomycota; Leotiomycetes; Helotiales; Sclerotiniaceae
Exons: 4
Coding region: 1-966 (321 amino acids)
Biological process (GO): regulation of DNA-templated transcription
Cellular component (GO): nucleus; CCAAT-binding factor complex
Molecular function (GO): DNA binding; DNA-binding transcription activator activity, RNA polymerase II-specific; protein heterodimerization activity
Source: RefSeq, a predicted model, not a curated record